Antechinus flavipes (yellow-footed antechinus) is the source of this 2374-nucleotide messenger RNA. It is a transcript of the gene SLC25A32, whose product is annotated as solute carrier family 25 member 32. Gene Ontology annotation, molecular function: folic acid transmembrane transporter activity; FAD transmembrane transporter activity. The record is from RefSeq and is a predicted model, not a curated record. NCBI's taxonomy places the organism in Eukaryota, Metazoa, Chordata, Mammalia, Dasyuromorphia, Dasyuridae. The coding region runs from base 95 to 1036 and encodes 313 amino acids. The transcript is spliced from 7 exons. Gene Ontology annotation, cellular component: mitochondrion. Gene Ontology annotation, biological process: folate import into mitochondrion; nucleotide transport.
GAUCCAGGCGGCGACGGUCGCUACAGUGGCGGCGACGGCGUCCCGUCCUACUUCCGCGGCUCUGGACGCCGUGGUGUCCGCGGCUCCCGACAUCAUGACUGCCCAGGGCCAGUCGACGGCAGGGUCGUCGCCUCUGUCCACCGUGUUCCGUCAUGUGCGAUACGAGAACCUGGUGGCGGGCAUCAGCGGCGGUGUCCUCUCCAACCUGGCGCUGCAUCCGCUUGACCUGGUGAAGAUCCGCUUCGCCGUGAGUGACGGACUGGAACUGAGACCGAAAUAUAAAGGAAUAGUGCAUUGUUUAACCACUAUUUGGAAAGUUGAUGGACUACGAGGCCUUUAUCAAGGAGUAACUCCAAAUGUAUGGGGUGCAGGUUUGUCUUGGGGACUCUACUUUUUCUUCUACAACGCCAUUAAAUCAUAUAAGACAGAGGGGAGAACAGAACGGCUAGAGGCAACAGAAUACCUUGUUUCAGCUGCUGAAGCUGGGGCCAUGACACUUUGUAUUACCAACCCAUUAUGGGUUACAAAGACUCGACUUAUGUUACAGUAUGAUGUUGUCAGUACUCCCCAGAGACAGUACAAAGGAAUGAUGGAUACCCUUGUAAAGAUAUAUAAAUAUGAAGGUGUACGUGGAUUAUACAAGGGAUUUCUGCCUGGGCUGAUUGGAACAUCACAUGGAGCACUUCAGUUCAUGGCAUAUGAAUUGCUGAAAUUGAAGUACAACACACACAUUAAUAGAUUACCAGAUGCGCAGUUGAGCACAAUAGAAUAUAUAUCAGUUGCAGCGAUGUCAAAAAUAUUUGCUGUGGCAGCAACAUACCCAUAUCAAGUAGUGAGAGCCCGACUUCAAGAUCAACAUAUUUUUUACAACGGUGUACUUGAUGUAAUCAACAGGACAUGGAGGAAAGAAGGCAUCCUUGGAUUUUACAAAGGAAUUGUCCCUAAUUUGAUUAGAGUGACUCCAGCCUGUUGCAUUACCUUUCUAGUUUACGAAAAUGUCUGCCAUUUUUUACUUGGCCUUAGAGGAGAAGAGUAAAUGUAAAGAAAAUAAUGCAAAAAUAUCUGCCAAGAAACAUCAUACUCCUUAGUGCUCAUUAUUCAAAAAAUGGAAGAAAUAAUGCAUAACAGCAUUUAUCCAAUUCAAAUCAACUUUGAACUGUUGAAAGAAGUCAAAGAACUGAUGAAUCCUCAAAAGUUUUCUGGGUUUGCUCUCAUUGAUCUAUAUGACUUGGCUGUCUUUGCCUAGAAUAGCUGCCGUCAAAACAAUAUUAAAACUGACAUGAAGUGUAUAGCUCCGUGAAUUUGUCCAUUUCGUUGUUCAAAUAGAAGCUGAUUUUGCAACAUUUGUCUAGUGGAUUAAAUGAUUUGCCUUUAUUGCUAAACUGAACUGUAUAGAUUGGUUUUUAAAAUCUGCUUUUGUGCAAUAGUAUGAAGUUGUCCUCUGUACAAGGAUACAUGGUGGUAUAUAUGUAAUAGUUGACUUUAAGGGAAUGAUUUCGAACUUUAGAAGGUUUGCUGAAAGAAGUGCCCAAAUUUAGAGUAUAUCAGAAUCAGUGGACAGUGAAACAAGCAUUCACUAGUGAUAUACUUUGGUUUUAGGUUAGUUUGUACUCUGCUGAAAUUCCAUGCCUCUCUCAGGAUUAAGGAGUGAGUGGAGUCUGUAUCUAUUGUAAUAACAAUUCUCUUCCCUCCCCCCCAGUUUAAAGUUUACUUUCAGAUCCAAGUUUUCUGAAAACUGGCAUUGAAUAUACUUUUGAUUUUUCAAAUCUCAUCGUGCUCCCAGACUGAGUAUCUCUGUCUUGAUUUACAUACAAUUUAAUAGAGAUGCUUACAGAAUUCCUCUGCAGAUUCAGUGUUGUAUUACUUAACUGGUUGAUUAUAUAUAAAAUGGAAAACAGUCUUCCCAGUUAUGCUCUAACUUUGGAAUAUCGGGGUCUGGAUUCCAUUGGUUGGUCAAAUUCAUGUUUUUACAUGAAAUACAAAUUUUACCUGUACUUAUUAUUGUUGAUUUUAUUUUUAAUGAGGCAUUGCAGGAGCGGCUUAAAUAAAAAGAUAUUACCCUUUCCCUUUACCCUAAAAUGUUGAAAUAGUAAUUAUAUUCUUAUUUAUCAUAAAUAUCUAUGACUGCUAUUGCACUACCAUCUGUUUCUUGUAAAUAAAAUAUUGCAAUUUUCAAAGCCAUAUUUAAAUGGUUCUUUGAAAAUGGAUCUAUUUUUACAUUUUGAAUGGUAUUGUUUUUCAAAUAAAGCUGAAAUAAAUAAUGUUAUGUGUAUUUCCUAUGUAGGCAUUGAUACUAUACCUGGAAAUGUGUUUUAAGGUUCUAAUAAAAUCUUUUCAUUCGUGCUUCUCAAGAACUAAUAGAUUAUAGCAAAAA